CCAACCUCACCUCAGCUUAAGAUUUGAUAUCUGUGUUGAUUCGAGGUUCAAACCCAAUCCUUUUCCAAUCUGACAAUCAUCGAUUUUAGCAAGAUUCCAAAACAACAACAACAAUGAUGAAUUGUGUUCUACUUCGUAAAUCUCACAUACCAAUAUUGGUGUUUAUAUUUUUUGGUCUGGCUCGUGGAGCAUAUUUGGUGGAUUUUUCCAAUAUGAUACAGCAUCGUAACAAUUUAGCUAAUAAUGUCAAACGUGAUGAUCCUGAACGUUGCCAUCCAACGCAGCCAUUUCGAUGUCCCGGAAAUUCUUUGAUUUGUAUAUCGAUUCAAUAUUUAUGCGAUGGUGCGCCCGAUUGUCCCGAUGGUUAUGAUGAAGAUACAUCGUUAUGUACAGCAGCAAAAAGGCCACCUGUUGAAGAAACAGCCAAUUUUCUUCAAUCCCUAUUGGCAAAUCAUGGCCCCAAUUAUCUGGAAAAAUUAUUCGGCAAAAAAGCACGUGAUGCAUUGGCUCCAUUAGGAGGCUCACAUCAAGUGGCUGUUGCCUUGUCCGAAAGCGAAACUUUGGACGAUUUUGCCAGCGCUUUGCAUCUAAUGAAAUCGGACAAAGAACAUCUUCGCAAUAUUUUAAUCGCCGUUGAAUCCGGUGAUCUGGGUCUGCUUAAAUCGAUGGGUAUCCGUGACAGUGAACUAACCGACCUGAAACUAUUUCUCGACAAAUUGGUCCAAACUGGAUUUAUGGACUGAAUUUUACGAAAAAUAUUCUCUAUUUUUGUCUACCAUCACCACCACCUACUCAAUCAAUCAUCGUAAUGAUGAUGCGUUUGCAAUAUCUAUUUUUAUCGUUUGCUUGUUUGUCUAUCACACACCAUUCAUUCAUCCAUUCACACUGAC
Molecule: messenger RNA, 890 nt
Organism: Dermatophagoides pteronyssinus (European house dust mite)
Lineage: Eukaryota; Metazoa; Arthropoda; Arachnida; Sarcoptiformes; Pyroglyphidae
Product: IDLSRF-like peptide
Molecular function (GO): protein binding
Source: RefSeq, a predicted model, not a curated record